AUGGCUGGGGAAGAGUUGCCACUGGUGGCCGAAGCGGAGGGUGGCGUGGAGGAGUCACCGACGGAGGCCACUGAAUCCGAAGCAUCUUCAAACGACACCUCAACGAUCACCCGCACGUCGGAGUAUGCAAAGGGAUCUUCAAAGUUGAAGGGCGCGCUGUUGAAUGCCCUGCUGGUCAUAUUUGUCGUGGGUGCUCUCAUUGCGCAUGUCCAGCUGGGAAGGAGCGAGCUCCCACAGCCCUCAAAGCCUGGUGAAUUAACGCCACCAAGUCAUGAUGUUUCUAAGCCCGAAGAACCAAAGCCCGGGCAAGAGGCACCUGCGGAGGGAUCUUCUUUGCCUGAGCUUCCUGCUGACGAAGAGGAAGAUUUUUCGGAGUCAGAGGAGGAAUUGGAAGAGGUCAGUGAUGAUGAUGAUGUGCCUGCCUCUCCAGAAGUACAGGGCUCAAAGGAUCCCCGUCAUACGGCUGAAGUUGCUGCUUUAGAAGACAACCAACCAGGGAAGCAGGAGGUACGCUUGCCAGAAAGCGGUCCUCAAGCCGAACCUGCGGACGCCAGCGGGGAGGCAGAACCUUCAUGGGGUGUAAGCCCUUCUCCAGUACAGGAAGCACAAGGGCAGGUGGAGGUAGUCCAUACGGCUGAGACGGGCGCGCAAGAAGAAUCUGACAGUGAGGAGGGAUAUGAGGACGUUCCUCCAGCGGAUUCAGGAGGUUUUCCUGUGCUGGAAGGUACGCUGCCACAGCAGCAGGCUCCCGUGGCACCGGUAGCCCAAGAUGAAUCCGAGGAGGAGCCAAAAGACGACAUGGCCCAGCAAGAAGCAGGGCAAUUGGGUGGUGCUGCAGAGCAGUCGGACGCUGUUCCAACGCUCCUCUCGUGCCUCGCGGAGCCAAUGUUCGAGAAACCUUUUUCACUGAGCGCGGAUGACUUGGCACCUUAUGUUGGGAUCCUCCGAGGUCCUCCUGAGGAUCUAGUCACUGUCCAAGGCUUUUAUGUUCCCAGGAGAAUGCUUGUUGACUUCUUAACUGGGGAGUGGCUUGAUGUGACGAUGCUGCAAAUAUACACAAAUAUGGUCACUGUACGUGGCAGUCUUAUUGCAGAGCCUGUCGAGCCUGGAAACCAGCAUCAGCCUAGACUUUGUAUUCAACAACCUGCUGUCGCCUUGCUUAAUCCAUCGGAAAUCUCCAUUGCUUGGCAGUUGUUUGCGACGGACAAUCGGGUGCAAGAAGUGAACCCAGAAAGCGUCAAACGAGCUCUAGUGGCUGACAGGGUGGUUUUUGCCAUGUCAGCGCCUUUGCGGGAAUUGGAUGGCUCAACGGGCAAGAGCCACACUGGGCAUUUUAUCGUUGGUGUCAUCGAUCGAAAGGAACAUCGCGUAUCUGUUGUAGAUAGCCUUCCUCGCCAGCCAUCUUUCUACGAACCGAUCUUAGAGUUCAUGAAGGAAAUUGCGCGUCAGCUACACGAUCCAGAUGAUGGGCCUCCCCCUCCGUACGAAGCCUCUCCCCAUGUGCCGGAGCCAGGAUUUCCAAUGCAAGUUGAAGCCUUAAAGGGGGCAAACAUUCCUUUAUCAGUAGGCUGA
Messenger RNA from Eimeria acervulina, 1572 nucleotides. RefSeq lists its product as hypothetical. The record is from RefSeq and is a predicted model, not a curated record. The coding region runs from base 1 to 1572 and encodes 523 amino acids. Lineage: Eukaryota; Apicomplexa; Conoidasida; Eucoccidiorida; Eimeriidae. The transcript is spliced from 10 exons.